CUAUCAUUGGUGAGGCUAGAGAAACUUUUGAAACUCGCAUCAAGCGCUGCCACUCUGAAGGAUGAUUACUUCUUUUGGACGUUACUGCAGCUAGUAUCGCUAAGGACAAAAACUGAUCUAUGCUUAUCUUAUUUGCCUACCAGACUAAUAUUGGCUAACCAUAUUUUAAUAAUGAAGAUAAUAUUUAUUUAAUUACAAUUGAAUUUUUUCUUCUUAGUAUUACUAAUGAUUCAAAUCAUUCCAGAAGCCCUACUUUUGCUGGUGGAAUAUUUAUGAUCUCUCGGGAAUGGUUUAAUAAAUUAAAUGGCUUCAACCCACUACUGCAGAAAUUCAAAAAUCAUUGCCGAAUCCUGGUUGGACGCCUACAAAUAUUUCUUCUACGCCUCCAAACCGGCGGCCAAGCAAAUACCCCUCAGCAGCAACGACACAGAGCAAACCCAUCAGUUGAGGCGCGCUCUCAAUUGCCAGCCAUUCUCUUGGUAUUUGCAGAAUGUUUUCCCGCAACUCAAACUGCCCAAUGAUGAGUUCAUCGCAUUUGGCGCACUAAGCUCCGGCGAGCUUUGCCUGCAUAUCGCCAAUUAUGCCACCAGUCAGCUACGUAUGACUAGCUGCUUCCAAAAUGACGUUACUCACUGGUAUCUGCACCGACACAAUUCUCAAUUGCAAGCGAGUUCCGGUACGUGUCUCCACGUAGUCGCCGAUGUGCCAAUGCGCGCGACGAAGCUGAGAAACUCAACGCGUUCGACGCAUUUUCGUGUUGUGCUGCGGCCAUGCGUCGAUCAGGAAGUCGGCGAGCGCGGACAUAAUCAGCGCGCGAAUCAAAAACAGACACCGAAUCAACGUUGGUUGCGACGCGGUGGCUUGUUGGUGCACCAACAGACGCAGUUAUGUCUCGAUAAUCCGCUAAGCGAUGUGGUUGUCGUCAGUCAUUGCCGCAAUGCCGCGCCGUCACAGCUGUUUCGCUUCGCCAUGGAACUGCAGCGACUGUAAUGGCAAUAACAAGGCGAGAUACUGUGUGCCCGUAUUUUGGCAUGAUUCUCCACACUGUGGGAGGGUAGGUGUGUUGUAUACGCAAUUUGCGGUUUGCCGGAUUUGUAAGAUAGAAAUCAAAUAUGGCAACACUGCCAUAACUGUAGGUACUAAAGAGUAACUGUAAUGUAUCUCAGACUUUUUUCAGCAGCUGCUUAAUUUAGAACCCUAUUAUAAGAUAUUUAAGUUCAAUUUAAAUUAAGUGUUUAAUAACAAUAAAACGAAUUAUUUAUUGAAUUCAAAGUAUGCUCUCUA
This is a messenger RNA of Bactrocera oleae (olive fruit fly), 1284 nucleotides long. The record is from RefSeq and is a predicted model, not a curated record. NCBI's taxonomy places the organism in Eukaryota, Metazoa, Arthropoda, Insecta, Diptera, Tephritidae.